AUGCUGUCCCUUAACUCGUACAACUUUUCUAACGGCGCCGCCGCGGCCUCCUUUUCUUUGCCGCUCAUGGAUUGCACGAGCGCUAUUCAUAACUCGGACAACAUUCAAAAAGGUGCGUCAUACUUUAGCACGGGAAAGAAGGCCGCCACCAUAACGGUUAUGGGACAGCUUAAGGAAUCAAUGCUUGCUAUUGAAGAAACGCAGCCGCCUGGGAUUUCGUUAAAACGCACCAAUAAUCCAUACGCACGUAAGUUGGCAGAUGGUACCCCAUGCGUCCCCAGGUCUCCACUUUCCGCGGAAAUGAGCUUUAUGAUGUCAUACAAGGAGGUGGAGGGUAAAGGCCUGAACGCGGUGCUGCCGACAUCCAACACGCCACGCAUGGUGACAACGGUAGCACAAAACAAUUCCAAUUCUGUGCAGGGCAAUGCGAAGGGUAACUUUCCAUCUGUUUCGCGCAGCGGCACAAUGAAGCAAUUUGCAUUCUGGGUUCCGCCCUUCAAGGGGGAAGUUGUUGCAACGCCCACUGUUGUGCGGAGCAAUCACAUCGGUACUAUGUCGUCAACACCGCCCCCAAUCCACACCGCAACAAAGCGUGUGGAGAUUUGGAACGCCCGCAACAAUGCCUCGGCUCACUCAACCCCCGCCAAUACUUGUGGUUCUUCUGCGACAAGAACAGAUUCAGUAACGCAUGUCCGGUGCAGGCGCGUAUACGUCAACGGACGUCCCAUGACUGUGUGGCCUAAGGAGGAUGAGCCCGCCACGGGAGGGUACGCUUGA
Trypanosoma rangeli is the source of this 777-nucleotide messenger RNA. RefSeq lists its product as uncharacterized. Lineage: Eukaryota; Euglenozoa; Kinetoplastea; Trypanosomatida; Trypanosomatidae. The record is from RefSeq and is a predicted model, not a curated record. The transcript has a single exon. The coding region runs from base 1 to 777 and encodes 258 amino acids.